GUCCAAUCGAACCUCUUGCAAUGCGGCAAAACUUGGCGGUGCACGGUGUUGCAACAAUCAGAGGCGACGGCCCAAGACCAUACCAGUCGCCACUUUGUGGUCGACUCGCGUGCCCGCGAACGUUGUACCUCUCACUUUUCAAACUACGAACACAACUUUUAAAAUUAAUCAUGUAAGCUCGGAUUGACGCAUAGUGGAAUAAGUUGUUUUUUUCUCAUUAACCAUGGAGUCGGAAAAGGAGGCGACUCAAGUGCGCGAAGUGUUGUUGGUGAAGCCAAAUUACAUGCUUAUGUCCUUGCAGAGGAUAUUAGUGUUAACUGUAAUACUAGCCGGAGUUAUUGUUGUGGUGCAUUAUACGCCGAUGCCAGAGGAAUAUUUCGAAAACUGUGACCGAGAAUGUCACGAGUUGGAUUGGCCAAUGAUAUGCCGCGUGAAACUAGUCAUCGAGGUCUACAAAACGCUUAGCAAAUCUUGCGGCAGUUGCACGGAGAAGGAUGGGGGCGAUUGUCCUGCAACAUGCAUAUCUGCGGACGGUCGGGAGCGGGGAGUCCUGGUGGCCAACAGAGCUCUGCCGGCACCUACCCUGCACGUCUGCGAGAACGACAUCCUAGUCGUAGACGUGGUGCAUCGAGCUCCAGCACACGCGCUGUCUAUCCACUGGCGCGGUCAACCACAGAAAGAGACUCCCUUCAUGGAUGGAGCUCCCAUGCUGACCCAGUGCCCUCAGCCUGCCUACACAACAUUCCAGUACAAAUUCCGUGCGUCAGCUGUUGGCACGCACAUGUAUCACGCACACUCUGCUGCUGAUGCCGCAGACGGUCUCGCGGGGGCCUUCGUUGUGCGCCAGUCUCCACGUCUCGACCCUCUUAAGAAAUUAUAUGAUGUGGACGCAAGUGAACACACUAUCUACGUGUCGGAAUGGGGUCAUUCAAUGGGACCCCUCGCCGGGGUCAUUUCGCGCAUCCCAAACGCUGAAUCACUACUCAUAAAUGGUAGAGGAAAAUCAUCCGAAUCCCCUGACUCUCCACAGUCUUCAUUCAAUGUGGAAUAUGGAAAGAGAUAUAGGUUCCGUUUGGCUUACGGAGGGGGAUCAAAAAGCUGUCCGAUUACAUUUUCAAUUGAUCAUCAUGUUCUGGAAGUGAUUACUUUGGACGGGCACCCGAUUCAGCCGGAACGUGUGAAUUCCAUUGGGUUAGGCCGAGGGGAGCGAGUUGAUUUUAUUUUGGAAACUAAGAGAGCACCCGGCGAGUACAAAAUCAGAGUUGCCGCUGUAAAGAGUUGCCAAGACAACUUGGAAGGUGUAGCCAAUUUAGUAUACGAAAACAAGGAACAAAAAGUGCUGCACAAAGAUGACGACACAGUUAAUGCAGAAGUGUACCGUGAGUUAACGACAGUGUCUAGUGAUCGUUGUGAAUCUGACAAUGUGAUAUGUUUGAAUGAGCUCCACGCAUCUACCAAACUGCCAGCUGAUCUCGUGGAUAAUCUUGACAACAUAAUUUAUGUGCCUUUUAAUUAUUCGACAAGGCAAAUUUCGGCGAAACGAGUCGAGAGUUGGGGACAAACCGACGGGCAUCGCUUCACAUACCCAGCAUCACCGCUGCUGACUCAGGGUGACGAUGUGGGGGCCAACGCCUUCUGUCCCAAAGAGCCGGGCCAUGGAGACGAGUGUGUGCAUGUCAAGAAUGUACCUCUAGGAUCCACUGUGGAGCUGGUUAUGUUUGAUCAAGGUGGAGAAUCCGACCACAUAUUCCACCUUCACGGCUACAGCUUCUACGUGGUCGGCAUGCGAGAACUCAGCAGGAGUUACGACAGAGAUGCCAUUAGAAAGAUGAAUGAAGAAGGAACACUGUUUAACAAGAACCUCGUCGACCCAGUACGAAAAGAUACUAUAGUAGUGCCGAAGUACGGAGCAGUCGCACUCCGUUUUAAGGCUGAUAACCCUGGCUUCUGGAUGAUGAGAGACGAAAGAUCCUCACACUGGACCAGAGGCCUAGACUUUAUUCUCAAAGUAGGCGAACAGAGUGAUUUCGUUCAAGCGCCCCCCGACUUCCCUAAAUGCGGGUCCUAUGUCGGCCCCGAAUAUUUUCUCAUAUGAGUCCGACCGUACGGUCGAUCCUAUAGUUACCUUUAGUUUGUAUUGCUCAAUCUAUUUAUUUGAUUUGUGAUAUGUUUGUUUAGGUUAUUCAUUACUUACAGCGCAAUUGGUUUUUUAUUGAAGGAUAAAUAAAUAUUAAGUUUGGGUCGAAUAGUAGGAUAAAAAUGUUGUUGUUCAGUAACACGUUUUGAUAUCGUGUUCUAAAUUAUUUUAAGCUGUGAAUGAUAAAAACCUGUACCUACUUAUAUUAAACAGUUAUUCUAGCAGUGUAAAUAAAUGUAAUUUUUAAGU
Molecule: messenger RNA, 2386 nt
Organism: Helicoverpa zea (corn earworm)
Lineage: Eukaryota; Metazoa; Arthropoda; Insecta; Lepidoptera; Noctuidae
Product: laccase-2-like
Exons: 5
Coding region: 224-2095 (623 amino acids)
Biological process (GO): iron ion transport
Cellular component (GO): plasma membrane
Molecular function (GO): oxidoreductase activity; copper ion binding
Source: RefSeq, a predicted model, not a curated record